CUGUACUCUUCUCCCUCCCGACCUAAACUUUGACAGUCUCGGAACCUUCCAGACCAAACCACACUCUUCUUGUACGUCCUCUAUAUCUCUCCUCACUGUCAACACAUCUUCCUCGCUCUCAUCUUCAUCUCACAACACAACAAUGGCUGAUCACGAUCAAGGCGCCGUGACUCUCUACAGCGGCGCGGCCAUCACCGACGCCGCCGCCGCCAAGAAAAACCACCCCUUCUCCGUCAAAGUCGGCCUAGCUCAAGUCCUCCGCGGCGGCGCAAUCGUCGAGGUCUCCUCCGUAAACCAAGCCAAGAUCGCCGAAUCCGCCGGCGCAUGCGCCGUCCUCGUCUCGGAGCCGGUCAGAUCCCCCGCCGGAGUACAACGCAUGCCGGAUCCGGGCCUCGUCAAAGAAAUCAAACGCGCGGUGUCAGUCCCCGCGAUGGCACGCGCGCGCGUCGGCCAUUUCGUGGAAGCUCAGAUCCUGGAGUCUCUCGCCGUCGACUACAUCGACGAGAGCGAGAUCGUCACCGCGGCGGACGAGGAUAACUUCAUCAACAAGCAUAACUUCCGAUCUCCGUUCGUGUGCGGGUGCCGAGACACCGGGGAGGCGUUGAGGAGGAUCAGGGAAGGCGCGGCGAUGAUUCGGAUCCAAGGAGAUGUGAACGGGACGGGGAACGUCGCGGAGACUGUUAGGAACGUUAGGAGAGUGAUGGGUGACGUUAGGGUUUUGAACAAUAUGGACGACGAUGAGGUUUUCGCGUUUGCGAAGAAGCUGUCUGCGCCGUACGAUCUCGUGGCGCAGACCAAGCAGAUGGGGAGAGUUCCGGUUGUGCAGUUCGCGUCUGGUGGGAUCGCGACUCCGGCUGAUGCGGCGUUGAUGAUGCAGUUGGGGUGUGAUGGGGUUUUUGUGGGGGCUGAGGUUUUUGAGGGGACGGAUCCGUUUAAGAGAGUGAGGAGUAUUGUUCAGGCGGUUCAGCAUUAUAAUGAUCCUCAUGUGUUGGCUGAGAUGAGUUCUGGAUUGGAGAGUGCGAUGGAGAGCUUAAGUGUGAGUGGUGACAGGAUUCAAGGGAGUGUUUGAUGAAACGGUUAGAAUUUGGAAACAUGGUUGGAGUUGAAAAAUUGUAAUUUUAUGUUCUGUCUCUAUAUGUCGUUUGUGUUGAUGCUGGUGCGAAAUGAUGUUUUGGUUUGUUUAAUCGAAGCUUUACAACAUAAUGCUAUGGUUGUAAACCAUAAUGUUUUGUGCGGAUACUCAAUAUGAAUAAUUCUUAUGAGACGAUGGUGAGUCGUCUCUCUGUGUUUCAUGUUUUA
Raphanus sativus (radish) is the source of this 1299-nucleotide messenger RNA. RefSeq names its product pyridoxal 5'-phosphate synthase-like subunit PDX1.2. The coding region runs from base 143 to 1069 and encodes 308 amino acids. Gene Ontology annotation, biological process: amino acid metabolic process; pyridoxal 5'-phosphate biosynthetic process; pyridoxine biosynthetic process. The record is from RefSeq and is a predicted model, not a curated record. The transcript has a single exon. Gene Ontology annotation, molecular function: amine-lyase activity. Lineage: Eukaryota; Viridiplantae; Streptophyta; Magnoliopsida; Brassicales; Brassicaceae.